AUGAAGGAACAGGUGCUAGGAGGCAUGCACAUUGCAGCACAGCCUUUGCCUGGCAUGAAGGAACAGGUGCUAGGAGGCGCGCGCAUUGCAGAGCAGCCUUUCCCUGGCAUGAAGGAACAGGUGCUAGGAGGCAUGCACAUUGCAGCACAGCCUUUGCCUGGCAUGAAGGAACAGGUGCUAGGAGGCGCGCGCAUUGCAGCGCAGCCUUUGCCUGACAUGAAGGAACAGGUGCUAGGAGGCAUGCGCAUUGCAGCGAAGCCUUUCCCUGGCAUGAAGGAACAGGUGCUAGGAGGCGCGCACAUUGCAUCUGUGCAACAGCCCCAGCCCAGGUCAAGAAGGCGAAGCCAGAGAGGCCUGGCAAGGGAAGUAGGACCCGCGGCCAGAUCUUCUCGGGAUUCCCCUUGUCGAUGA
This is a messenger RNA of Symbiodinium natans, 411 nucleotides long. The record is from the annotation of a GenBank genome assembly. NCBI's taxonomy places the organism in Eukaryota, Dinophyceae, Suessiales, Symbiodiniaceae.